This is a messenger RNA of Sorghum bicolor (sorghum), 3368 nucleotides long. Its product is annotated as ABC transporter G family member 5. The record is from RefSeq and is a predicted model, not a curated record. Lineage: Eukaryota; Viridiplantae; Streptophyta; Magnoliopsida; Poales; Poaceae. Gene Ontology annotation, molecular function: ATP hydrolysis activity; ABC-type transporter activity; ATP binding. The transcript has a single exon. Gene Ontology annotation, cellular component: membrane. Bases 1125 to 3146 code for a protein of 673 amino acids.
CUAUUCCAUAAGAUCAAUGUACAUGUACAUGAGAUUGACAUUUAGGGGUGUUAAUAAUAAAAGAAUGAAAAAACUCUGGAAAAGUAAGCUACCAAAUAAAAUUAAAGUUUUUUUUUGUGGUUGGCUACACAAGAUAAGCUUUAAACUGGGGUCAAUUUAGGCAAAAGAAACUGUAAGGAGAACACAAAUUGUUGUCUUUGUGUGGUUCGAGAAACAACUGACCAUAUUUUCCUUCAGUGUCAUUUAGCUCGUAUGAUCUGGUUUUGUUUUAAAGAAGCACUUGGUUUGGGAUAAGGUUUCAACUCUGCACGAGGUCUUUGAGCAAUGGAUCCCUUUGGGUGACACUAAUUACCAUAUAUUCUUUUCAUUCUUGCAACUGUGAUGUUAGGAGGUUGACGACCAGCUCAUCAGCUCCUCUAUAACUAGGAAGGGAAGGGAAGGGAAGGAGGCGCCCAGUCCUCUCGUCUUCCUCUUGGGCUCGAUAGAUUUUUCCCUCCUAUGCCUGUCGACGAUACAAAACAGAUUGAUAUGCGCUCGAUCACGUGGAGAGGAGAGCUGUAGCCUGCCGGCAAAUGUACAGGUGGGACGGUGGAAGAUCGCCGGCCUAACUAACGUCCAACCCCAGCUAAGCUUAGCUAGUUGAGGAGCUGAGUACUCCUUCCAUCUAGUAAGAGGUGGGUAGAGGCAGCAGAGCAGGUUGGAGUGAGAGGGAGGAUUCACGGGCAGCCAAGAGGGAAAGGAAGGCGCCAAACAAGGAAGCAGCACCCGUGCUGUCUGCCCUGUCGUGCGAGAGCGAGCGAGCUCACGGGUCACCCCCAGCCAAGACAGAUGAUGACACAUUACAGCGAGGAGUAGCACGGGCUCGUACGUACCAUACCAUUGUCCUCACCUCAGCUCAGCUCCUUCCACGGGGAUCCAGACCCAGAGCCACACGCUCACUCUCCAAGCUCACCCGCCAUUGCUAGCUUCUCAAGCUGAGACGCACGCAUACACCGAGCGCGAUCGAGCCAUGUCACGCCCAAUUUAAGUAAGGCAGCCACCGCCAUUGCUAGCUCAUCAUCAGCGCCGGCCAAUUAAGGAGCUGAGGAAGACAACCCACCGUACCGUCAUCAUCCGCAGCAGCAAUGCCCAAGAAUUCCUGCGCCGGCGGCUGCGAGAUCCAAGCCAGCGGCAUCAACUACCGCAUCGCCGUCUCCACCCGACCACACCCUCCUCUCAAGGUCUGGAGCCGGUCAGACGACGACGUCCAUGUCCAAGACCACCAGGACCACCACCACCACAGCGUCCGUCAUGUGCUCAGGGACGUCUCCUGCCGCGCGCGCCCCGGGGAGCUGUUCGCCAUCGUCGGCCCCAGCGGCGCCGGCAAGUCCACCCUGCUCGAGAUCCUCGCUGGCCGCCUCUCCCCGUCCCCGCAGCCCGACCUCCUCCUCCUCCUCGACGGCGCCGCCGCCCACAGCGCCGACCUCCGCCGCGUCUCCGGCUACGUCACCCAGCAGGACGUGCUCUUCCCGCUGCUCACCGUGCGCGAGACGCUGCUCUUCAGCGCGCGCCUCCGCCUAGGCGCCGCGCGCCUGCCCGCCAAGGACAUGGAUGCCCGCGCCGACGCGCUCCUCGACGACCUCACCCUGCGCCGCGUCGCUGCCACCAGGAUCAAGGACCUCUCCGGCGGAGAGCGGAGGCGCGUCUCCAUCGGCGUCGAGGCCGUGCAUGACCCGCCCGUGCUCAUCCUCGACGAGCCCACCUCCGGCCUCGACAGCGCCUCCGCGCUCCAGAUCGUCGGCGCGCUCCGCGCCAUGGCCGAGACGCGCGGACGCACCGUGCUGCUCAGCAUCCACCAGCCGGGAGCGCGCAUCGUCAAGAUGUUCGACUCCGUCCUCCUGCUAGCCGCCGGCUCCGUCCUCCACCAGGGCACCGUCGACCAGCUCCGCGCCCUGCUCGGGGACGCGGGCCUCCACCUGCCCCCGCACGUGGACGCCGUCGAGUUCGCCAUCGACUCCGUGGACGCGCUCCGCCUCCACCACCGCCACGCCGGUCUGCAGGCGCCGCCUCCCCAGCCCCAGCCCCAGCCGUCGGGCCGCUGCACGCUGCAGCAUCUGUUCCAGCUGCACAGCAAGCAGGUGGCCGACGAGGACACCGCCGCCGUCGUCCCCAUGGUGGCCAGCGCGGCCACGGGCAGCAGCCGGUACGCCAACUCGCGGGCGCGCGAGGUGGCGGUGCUGUCGCAGCGCUUCUUCAAGAACGUGGCGCGGACGCGGCAGCUCUUCGCAUGCCGCACCGUGUGCAUGCUGGUGGCGGGGCUUGCGCUGGGCUCCAUCUUCUACGACCUCGGCGAGGACAAGGUGGCGGAGCGCGUGGGCCUCUUCGCCUUCCUGCUCACCUUCCUCCUGUCAUCCACCACGGAGGCGCUGCCCAUCUUCCUGCAGGAGCGCGACAUCCUGGCCAAGGAGACGUCGUCGGGUGCGUACCGGGUGUCGUCGUACGCGUUGGCCAACGCGGUGGUGUUCCUGCCCUUCCAGCUCGCUCUGGCCGUCGUGUUCGCGGCGCCGGUGUACUGGCUGGCGGGUCUCCGUCGCACGGCGGCGGCGUUCAGCUACUUCCUGCUGGUGAUAUGGCUGAUCCUGUACACGGCGAACUCGGUCGUGGUGUGCUUCGCGGCGGCGGCGCCGGACUUCGUGGUGGGGAACGCGGCGAUCCAGGGGGUGAUGGGCUCCUUCUUCCUCUUCUCGGGCUACUUCAUCGCGCGGUCGGCGAUGCCGGCGUGCUGGGUGUUCAUGCACUACCUGUCGCUGUUCAAGUGGCCGUUCGAGGCGCUGCUGGUGAACGAGUUCGCCGGCGGCGGGAGGUGCGUGGUGCGGGCGCUGGGCGAGUGCGUGGCGACUGGGGACGAGGUGCUGCGGCGCGAGGGGCUCGGGGAAGAGUGCAGGUGGCGCAACGUCGGCGUCAUGGUGGCCUUCAUGGCGGCCUACAGGGUGUUGGGCUACGUCGUGCUGAGGGUGAGGUGCAGCCUCGCGCUCAACAAGGGGGCCGUGGCCGCCGGACCACCCGGCCUCGGCCUCAGCCGCCGCCUGAGAAGCCAGCUAGCCAUCAUAGGCGCCGCUGCGUGGCCCUCGCCGUCUUCGUCGUCUUCUUCCACCCCGCCGCCAUGACUGUGACUCGCCCACCACCUCGCUCCCAGUUAUUAAAUGGCAUAAUAAUUUGCCAAGCAAAUCCACUAGUGUGCUUACUUGUUUUAGCUGCCCGGUUUUCCCACGAGCAUCCAUCCUUUUGCUUGGUGAUUCCUACGGAGGAGUACAUAUAUCUAUUGUAUGUAUUAUAUACUUUUUGAGUAGUAGUAACAAUAUACGGAGUACGUCCUGAAAUUUGGCUUA